Molecule: messenger RNA, 2397 nt
Organism: Danio aesculapii
Lineage: Eukaryota; Metazoa; Chordata; Actinopteri; Cypriniformes; Danionidae
Product: serine/threonine-protein kinase Nek9-like
Exons: 9
Coding region: 45-1979 (644 amino acids)
Biological process (GO): lipid transport; protein phosphorylation; lipoprotein metabolic process
Cellular component (GO): extracellular region
Molecular function (GO): lipid binding; ATP binding; protein kinase activity
Source: RefSeq, a predicted model, not a curated record
AAUCGGGAGUCGCCACAGCGGAAUGAACUGGCAACUUAUCCAGCAUGUUUUUAUGCAGCGGAUGCGCUUCCAGCCACAACACAUCCCUGGGAAGCAUUAGGACACACUCAUUCACACAUACAUACACUACAGACAAUUUAGCCAACCCAAUUCACCUGUACCGCAUGUGUUUGGACUGUGGGGGAAACCCUCGCACCCGGAGGAAACCCUCGCAAACAUGGGGAGAACAUGCAAACUCCACACAGAAACACCAACUAACCCAGCUGAGGCUCGAACCAGCUUGCUUUGAGGCGACAGCACUACCUACUGCGCCACCGCCAUUGUUAGAAAAACAUGGAUACACCAUAAAGGAAGAAUGUAAAUCAGGUGUGAGUGGAAAGGUUUUUCUGGUGAUGGACACAGACGGGGAUGUUUUUGUGAUCAAAGAGAUCAUCUGUAGAGAUAAGAAGAGCCUUCGGGAUGUCAAAACGGAAGUUGAGAUUUUGAAGACCCUGAAACAUGGAUAUAUAGUAUCUUAUGAGGACUCAUUUGAAGAUAAUGAAGCUGGAUUCUUUUAUAUUGUGAUGGAGUAUUGCGCAGGAGGAGAUCUUAGCCAGAGGAUGAAAAUACAGAAAGAGAAAGCGUUUUUCGAAGAAGAACAGAUUCUUGACUGGCUUGUUCAGAUUUGUCUGGCCCUGCAGUACAUUCACAAUGAGAAAGGGAUUCUUCACAGAGACAUAAAACCUCAGAACGUUUUCUUAACUGAUGAAGACUACAUCAAUGUAGGUGACUUCGGAUGCUCAAAAGUGUUGGAAAGUGCUGAUGCAUACGCCCAAUCAGUCGUUGGAGCAGAACUCUAUGUUAGCCCGGAAGUGUAUAAGAAGAAAUAUAACUUCAAAAGUGACAUAUGGUCAUUGGGAUGGUUGCUCCAUGAUCUCUGCAUGCUGGACAUAUGGGCAACCAUUACACAGCGUCGCUUGAUACAUGCUCUCAGCAUGACAGGAGUUCUUCCUCAAAUCUCAGAAAGGUACUCACAGGAAUUACGGGAACUGAUUAAACAAAUGCUCAGCUGUGACCCUAAAGGCCGACCUUCAGCUGAAGACAUUCUAGCAAAACCAUUCCUGAAAGAGGCAGUCAUUAAAAAUAAGCGAAUUCCAAAAGCACUAGAACAAAAUUCAAAAACGUCCAUCACUGCCUUUGUUUCAACCUAUCAGGAACACUAUAAAAACUUUGAGGUUUUAGUUGAUGAGUGGGGAAAAACAACAGAUUCUCUUGAGGAAAUACAUUAUGGUACCACAGCAGGCAGUCUGUCAGGAGCGGUGAUUGGGACAGCAGGAGGAAUCACUGCAGUGGUUGGUGCAAUUCUGGCACCUUUCACUUUCGGAGCGUCUCUGAUUGUAGCAGGAGUUGGUAUUGGAGUUGCAGUUGCAGGUGGAGUAACAGGUGCUGCCUCCAACAUUACCAAUACAGUAAAACAAAAACAACUCGGUGAGAAGAUUGAAAAACUGAAGCAGGAAUAUGAAAGAGUAAGCACACCAAUUCUUAAUUCACUAAAAGCACUGAAACGGUUAAUGAGAAAAAUCACAAAGUUUCAUGAUUUUGUCUCAAACUCAACGUUUGUUAAUGUACAAAUGUCAUGGAGGUUAGGCAGGACCACAGUAACCGGUAUCACUCAAUUCCUUACUCUUGCAAUGCUGGCAAGUUUUGGCAGGAUUGCUAUUCACUCUGCCAAAGCUGUUCGAGCAGUAGCAGCAGCUUCAGGUGUGUUGAGUGGAAUCUUGGUUAUUGCUGACGUCGUCUUCAUAGUGAAAGACUCCAGAGAGAUUCACCAGAUGAGACAACAGUGGAGAACAGAUGAUCCAGAAAAGGUCAAAUCCAAUGUGCUCAAGUCGAUUGCACAGAUGAGGAAAACACACAAAGAGCUCUGCAAUGUCUUAGAGGAUGUGAGAAAAGCUAGAGAGGAGCUAAAAGAGUAUAUAGAAAUGGACAGGGAUGGUUAAGACUGAGACAAAGAUUUAGAAAGUUUAAACAAAGACUAAUGCAAUAUCAUACUAUUUUUCUGUGAACUUGAGUAAAAAAAUGUUUUGCAGAAUUUGACCUAAAUAUGUGUUGUAGAACAUAACUGCGUUAGUGUAGCAGUUUUACUCUGGUUGUGUGGUUUUUAAUAAGACGACAGCAACGUUGGUGGUCUCAGGUUUGAUUUAUUUUGCAAAAACAGAGCACAGUUAAUAUGCUGAAAAACGGGUCUCUCUCUUUUCCACUCAGGUUCGCAUUAGCAGAGCGAGAGAGCAUGCAACUAACUCAGUCAGCGGCGGAUUCAAUACUGAAGAUAGAUACAUUAAUAAUAACAAACAAAUUGACAAAAACAAAAGGUAAAAGAAAAUAAAUACAAAUAAAUAGACCACAAAAAUUUGCAGU